GUGGGUCCAGUUUAUGAGCCGCAAACCAACAAGCGCAGGUUAGCAAGGGACUUCUUUUCAUCCUCGAACAUGAUCUGAAGAACAGAGAACAGAAUAGUGCGUGAUGUUCACCUUCAGAACCGAAAGCGAUGAUACCGCCAUUUUUUUUUUUCUUUUGGAGGCCUCAUCCCCCCGGCAAACUUGAAUGAAAAAGGAAAAAAAGGGGUUUGAAAGGCUGAAUGGCUGAUUCAUCUUAGUAUUGUCCUGAAAUCCCCAAAAUACCCCGCCGAUCUGCCAUCUAUUCAAAUCUCAAAUUUCGUAUCGGAUCAGCCUUUGUCUCUCUCUAAAUCCAUUUCCAGCACACACAGUCUCUGCGAGAGACCCCUCUCCUUUUUAUGGAGCUUCAUAAGCGCCAAGAUCAGGGCCUCCCCGAGAGGAAGGGCCAGAAACGGAAACUGGAGGAAGAUUUCGAAGACGAGCGAGAGAUCUCGGCGCCUCCUACCGGUGACGCUCGAGACGCCCUCCUCGCGGAGGUCACAGCGCAGGUUGAGAUCCUCGACUCCAAUUUUUCAUGGCGUGAAGCCGAUCGAGCCGCUGCUAAGCGUGCGACUCAUGUUCUCGCCGAGCUUGCUAAGAAUGAGGAAGUUGUGAACGUGAUUGUUGAAGGAGGCGCGAUUCCGUCUUUGGUUAAGCAUCUUCAAGCGCCGCCUUCGAGUGAAGGCGAUCGUGGUCAAAAGCCAUUCGAGCACGAGGUCGAGAAAGGGAGUGCUUUCGCUCUGGGACUUCUUGCUGUAAAGCCAGAACAUCAACAACUAAUUGUUGACAACGGUGCCUUAAAACAUCUUGUUGAUCUGUUAAAGAGACAUAAGAAUUUCUCUACUUCCCGUGCUGUGAAUAGUGUCAUUCGAAGGGCUGCAGAUGCAAUCACCAAUCUUGCUCAUGAGAACAGCAACAUUAAAAGCCGUGUCAGGAUGGAAGGUGGAAUUCCACCGCUUGUUGAAUUGCUUCAAUUUACUGAUACAAAGGUGCAAAGAGCAGCUGCUGGCGCACUGCGAACUCUCGCUUUUAAAAAUGAUGAAAAUAAAAAUCAGAUUGUUGAUUGCAAUGCUCUUCCAACUCUAAUUUUAAUGCUCCGUUCUGAAGAUGCUGCUAUUCAUUAUGAAGCGGUUGGUGUAAUAGGAAAUCUUGUACACUCUUCACCUAAUAUAAAGAAAGAUGUUCUUCUUGCUGGGGCUUUACAACCUGUUAUUGGAUUACUUAGCUCCUGCUGCUCCGAGAGCCAAAGGGAAGCUGCCUUGUUACUUGGACAGUUUGCAGCAACUGAUUCAGAUUGUAAGGUUCACAUUGUUCAGAGAGGUGCUGUCCGACCUCUGAUAGAGAUGCUUCAGUCUCCUGAUGUACAACUCAGAGAAAUGUCUGCCUUUGCUUUGGGGAGACUCGCACAGGACACCCAUAACCAAGCUGGUAUAGCACACAAUGGUGGCUUAGUGCCAUUACUCAAGCUCCUUGACUCAAAAAAUGGGUCUUUGCAGCAUAAUGCUGCUUUUGCUCUUUAUGGCCUUGCAGAUAAUGAGGAUAAUGUGUCUGAUUUCAUUAGGGUAGGUGGUGUUCAGAGACUCCAGGAUGGAGAGUUUAUUGUUCAAGCAACAAAAGAUUGUGUCGCAAAGACGUUGAAAAGAUUAGAGGAGAAGAUUCAUGGCCGUGUCCUGAACCAUUUGUUAUAUCUUAUGCGAGUUUCAGAGAAGGCUAUCCAAAGACGAGUUGCUUUGGCUCUUGCUCAUCUUUGUUCUGCAGUUGAUCAGAGAACCAUUUUCAUUGAUAACAAUGGUAUACGUUAUUCCUGCAUAAAAUUAAUUUUAUGGCCGUUCUAUUUUACUCACUGUUUAUGUGUUCUUGUAGGUUUGGAAUUUCUUAUUGGGCUUCUUGGCUCUGCUAGUCCUAAGCAGCAACUUGAUGGUGCUGUUGCUUUAUGGAAGUUGGCCAACAAAGCCACGACUCUAUCACCAAUAGAUGCUGCCCCUCCUUCCCCAACGCCCCAGGUUUAUUUGGGAGAGCAGUAUGUGAACAAUGCUACAUUGUCUGACGUAACAUUUUUGGUUGAAGGGAAACGAUUUUAUGCUCACAGAAUCUGCCUACUUGCAUCUUCAGAUGCUUUUCGUGCUAUGUUUGACGGUGGUUAUAGGGAGAAGGAUGCAAGAGACAUAGAGAUUCCAAACAUUAGGUGGGAAGUCUUUGAGUUGAUGAUGAGAUUUAUAUAUACUGGAUCAGUUGAUGUUACUCUUGAUAUUGCCCAAGAUCUCCUCAGAGCAGCUGAUCAAUAUCUCUUAGAAGGACUUAAGAGACUUUGUGAGUACACGAUAGCACAGGAUAUAUCACUGGAGAAUGUUUCUAGCAUGUAUGAACUCUCAGAAGCCUUCAAUGCAAUGUCAUUGAGGCACACAUGCAUCCUUUUUAUCAUGGAGCACUUUGAUAAAUUGAGUGCGAGACCAGGGCACUCUUGUCUGGUUCAACGUAUAAUACCAGAGAUCCGCAAUUAUUUUGCUAAAGCGCUCACAAAAGCUAACUCCCGUGACAUCCGGCUGUAGUAUGUGGCCAUUCGAAUUCUUGACAUCUAAUCUGUUGUGAUGUACAGAACAUGGUAGAUGUACUUCUUGUUGAACGGGGGAAGGGGGUCGCCUUUAUUGAGAAUAGCAAGCUGGAAGAAAUAUCUGACGAGUUAUGCGUGUUGCUCUGAUGCAGCGUAAGUCCCUUCUGUCUGUAACUUGAUUGUGCAGUUGAUAAAUGACCUUCACGAACAAUGAUUUUUCUCUGCUGCGAUAUUGUGAUGGUUGUAUGAUUGGGCAGUUCUAUAGGGGAUUACGUUGCUGGGUUUGUGCUGAUAGGUUUGGUGUUUCUCCAGGCAUGUAUAUGUAUAUAUGACAAUUACGUAGUUGUCAGAGAGAGAAUUAUUUUGGUAGGUCAUUUAUACCAGCCCAUUAGAUCCUGUCCCUUGAUUUGGAAAUUUGUUUUGUUAGUGUGCAGCUACUAAUACGUCACUUAGAUAGAAACCGCUCAAGUAAUGCUGUCAAGAAACAUCGUUACGUAAAGCCAGAGUUCGGGUUAUUCCCCCCCCCCCCUUUUGUUUUUUUUGGAAGAGGAUAAUUUAACUUCUAUUCCUGCAUAAAAGAGAUACAGGGCAGAACCAUUUGUGUCUUCUGGCGGCCCUGAUAAAAUAACAUACAGAGCAGGGCCCCAUGUUUAGUCGUGUACGGGAUUAUUUGCAGUGCUUACUGCUGCCUUUCCAUCACUCCACAUUUGAAUUGGAAGUUGAAAUUUAAGCUUGAGCUCUUUGAGCACCCUUCUCUUCUCGGCUA
This is a messenger RNA of Prosopis cineraria, 3332 nucleotides long. Its product is annotated as ARM REPEAT PROTEIN INTERACTING WITH ABF2. Bases 375 to 2564 code for a protein of 729 amino acids. The transcript has 18 exons. NCBI's taxonomy places the organism in Eukaryota, Viridiplantae, Streptophyta, Magnoliopsida, Fabales, Fabaceae. The record is from RefSeq and is a predicted model, not a curated record. Gene Ontology annotation, molecular function: protein binding.